GGUGCCGUUCACUGCAGAAACACAUGCUGUUUUUAGAUCAGAGCUCAGUAGUUUCAAGUGAGACUCAGACAGGCGUUGUCCUUGAGAGGUGAAAUGGCGCAGAGAGGAGUUCAGCUGGACCGGGAAACUUUCUCUUGUUCGAUCUGUCUGGAUCUACUGAAGGAUCCGGUGACUAUUCCCUGUGGACACAGCUACUGUAUGAACUGUAUUCAAGAGUUCUGGGAUAAAGAGGACAAGAAGAAAAUCCACAGCUGCCCUCAGUGUAGGGAGCCCUUCACAUCAAGGCCUGUACUGGUGAAAAACACCAUGUUAUCAGAUAUAAUGGAGCAAUUGAAGAAGACUGGACUCCAAGCUGCUCCUGCUGAUCACUGCUAUGCUGGAGCUGAAGAUGUGGCCUGUGAUGUCUGCACUGAGAGAAAACUGAAAGCCCUCAAGUCCUGUCUGGUGUGUCUGGUCUCUUACUGUGAUCAACACCUCCAGCCUCAUUAUAACUCCUCUGCGUUUGAGAAACACAAGCUGGUGGAGCCCUCCAAGAAGCUCCAGGAAAACAUCUGCUCUCGUCAUGAUGAGGUGAUGAAGAUGUUCUGUCGUACUGAUCAGCAGCUUAUCUGUUAUCUCUGCCCUGUGGAUGAACAUAAAGGCCACGACACAGUCUCAGCUGCAGCAGAAAGGACUGAGAGGCAGAAAGAGCUUGAGGGGAGUCGACAAAACAUCCAGCAGAGAAUCCAGGACAGAGAGAAAGAUGUGAAGCUGCUUCAACAGGAGGUGGAGGCCAUCAAUCACUCUGCUGAUAAAGUAGUGGAGGACAGUGGGAAGAUCUUCACUGAGCUGAUCCGUCUCCUGGAGAAAAGAAGCUCUGAUGUGGAGCAGCAGGUCAGAUUCCAGCAGAAAACUGAAGUGAGUCGAGCCAAAGAGGUUCAGGAGAAGCUGGAGCAGGAGAUCACUGAGCUGAAGAGGAAAGACGCUGAGAUGACGAAGCUCUCAGACACAGAGGAUCACAACCAGUUUCUACACAACUACUCCUCACUGUCACCACUCAGUGAAUCUACAUCCAGCAUCGAUAUCCGUCCUCUGCGCUACUUUGAGGAUGUGACAGCAGCUGUGUCAGAUGCCAGAGAUAAACUACAGGACCGUCUAAGAGAGACAUGGACAGACAUCUAUCUGGCUGUGAUUGAAGUGGAUGUUAUACUGUCAAAUCCACAACCAGACCCCACUACCAGAGCUCAAUUCUUAAAAUAUUCACGUGAAAUCACACUGGAUCCAAACACAGUACACCCACAGCUGUGGUUCUCUGACAGAAAAGCAACAUUCAUGAAAAGAGAACAGUCUUAUUCUCAUCACCCAGACAGAUUCUCUGUAAACUAUCAGGUCCUGAGUGAAGAGAGUCUGACUGGACGUUGUUACUGGGAGGUGGAGAGGACAGGAGGAGGGGUUAAUGUAGCAGUCGCAUACAAGAACAUCAGCAGAAAAGGGAGAGCGAAUGAAUGUGGAUUUGGACACAAUGACAAAUCUUGGGUGUUACAGUGUCAGGAGAACACUUUUAUCUUUCUUUACAACAAUGUCCAAACUUACGUCUCAGGUCCUCCAUCUACCAGAGUAGGAGUGUACCUGGAUCACAUUGCAGGUACUCUGUCUUUCUACAGCGUCUCUGACACCAUGACUCUCCUCCACAGAGUCAAGACCACAUUCACUCAGCCGCUCUAUGCUGGACUUGGGGUUUAUUAUGAUUAUGGAGACACUGCUGAGUUCUGUAAAUUGAAAAAGACAGAAGUUGCUCCUUCCUGUGUCUGUUCAGCCACGGAGGCUAUCACUGCUCGUGAUGUUUGUUGACCUGAACUGAAAAUGUCAACUUCUCUGAGCUCCAAAUGUCUGAUGAAUAUUUGUAUUGAUUGUAUUUGUAGAUUGUUGUUUCUCUUCCACUGCAUGGGUCUGAAGAGAGAAAGCACCAGACCUCCUUUAUCGUAGAUAAUAGGUUCUGUUUGUGUAAGUUUUAAAUAUGAAAUACUGCCUGUUGCAGUAUUCUUUAACAUGCUGGACCCGGCUGCGAUCAACGCUUAUGUGUUGUACAAGCGCGUCGUGGUAAAGUUUGGUCAUUGUGACAAAACGAUUAAAAAAAAGGAUAUGCAUCCAGUCA
This is a messenger RNA of Perca flavescens (yellow perch), 2134 nucleotides long. Its product is annotated as tripartite motif-containing protein 16-like. Gene Ontology annotation, molecular function: protein binding; zinc ion binding. The transcript has a single exon. The record is from RefSeq and is a predicted model, not a curated record. The coding region runs from base 94 to 1830 and encodes 578 amino acids. NCBI's taxonomy places the organism in Eukaryota, Metazoa, Chordata, Actinopteri, Perciformes, Percidae.